Molecule: messenger RNA, 475 nt
Organism: Drosophila biarmipes
Lineage: Eukaryota; Metazoa; Arthropoda; Insecta; Diptera; Drosophilidae
Gene: Targ3
Product: ADP-ribose glycohydrolase OARD1
Exons: 3
Coding region: 29-475 (148 amino acids)
Biological process (GO): peptidyl-glutamate ADP-deribosylation
Source: RefSeq, a predicted model, not a curated record
AAAUAUAUAAGGCUAAAAACAAUUGAAAAUGUCAGGUUUCACCUACAGAGAAGUCAGCGGCGACUUGUUCAGCUGCAGAAGUGAUUAUUCCAUGUGCCAUUGUGUGGCUGCCGAUCUGCGAAUGGGCAAGGGAAUAGCUGUAAAGUUUCGCAACAAAUUUGGCCAGUUGCUGACCCUGCAGAAGCAGAAUGUCCAGCCCGGGGGCGUGGCCAUUCUCCAGGACCAGCAGCGUUAUGUCUACAACCUGGUGACCAAGAAGUCCAGCUGGGGAAAGCCCACAUAUGAACUCCUCGAAAGGUCCUUGAUUGCCAUGCGGCAGCACAUGAUCUCCCACCAAGUCACCAAGUUGGCCAUGCCUCGCAUUGGAUGCGGCUUGGAUGGCCUCAAGUGGCCCAAAGUUAAGGAAAUAAUAUGCCAGGUGUUCCAAUCUGAUCCUGUAGAACUGGUCGUUUAUAAUUAUGUAGCUCAGAAGUAA